Penaeus monodon (black tiger shrimp) is the source of this 3768-nucleotide messenger RNA. RefSeq names its product zinc finger protein 493-like. Gene Ontology annotation, biological process: negative regulation of transcription by RNA polymerase II; regulation of immune system process; regulation of cytokine production. The record is from RefSeq and is a predicted model, not a curated record. The transcript has a single exon. Lineage: Eukaryota; Metazoa; Arthropoda; Malacostraca; Decapoda; Penaeidae. The coding region runs from base 158 to 2650 and encodes 830 amino acids.
UAAUACAAUCCAUCUAUUUCAGACAAGAACACGUCGACGUUUCAACACGAGAUCAGGAGCGACACUGAGCCCAGCACACCGCCAAGACGCAACGAUGACGGACCCACCAUGUACAUGGUCAUGCCUUUAACCUAGCGUCCUCCAUGAGCUCGCUCCGAUGAAUCACUCUAUCUUCAGAAUGGAAGGGUUACACAUUCCCUAUCCAGGCAAAUAUCAUAGGAUCAAUCACCCUGUGGUCACUGGGGCACAGGCCCUCAUCCAGACAGCUCCAGUGUACUAUGGUAACCCCCACCAGUCGAUAAGAACACCAGCACCAGCCCCUGUUCAGCCUGCUGUUGCUGCACCUACAUACCAACCCAUAACAGAAGACGAAAACAAUAUUGUUAAUACUAUUGAAGAAAAGCCCUACAACUGUGACCAGUGCGGCAAACAGUUCGCACAGAAAAGUCAUCUGACAAGUCACAUGCAGUGGCAUAACCGUGAGAAAAAAUUUGAGUGUGAAGUUUGCAACAAACGCUUCUCAAUGGAGAGUCACUUGAAUGGACACAUGCUGGAACACAGCAGGGAGAAAAAGUUUGCGUGCCACAUGUGUGGUAAAAGGUUUGCAAUGGAGAAUUACCUGAACAGUCAUAUGCUGGUUCACAUGACAGAAAAGAAGUUUGAGUGCAGAAUAUGUGACAAAAGAUUCACCAUGGAGAAUCACCUUAAUAGUCACAUGCUUGUCCACAAUACCGAAAAGAAGUUUGAGUGUGGAAUAUGCAGGAAGAGGUAUAGCCAGAAAAGUCACCUUAACAGCCACAUGCUGAAGCACAGCAAAGAGAAGAACUUUGAGUGUACAGUGUGUGGUAAGCGCUUCAACAUGGAGAGUCAUCUCAAUAGCCACAUGCUGGUGCACAGUGAUGGUAAGAAGUUUGAAUGUGUACUUUGUGGGAAGAGGUUCCACAUGGAAAUUCAGUUGAACAGCCACAUGGUUGUUCACAAUGAGGUGAAAAAAUUUGAGUGCCAUCUGUGUGAGAAAAAGUUUAGUCUGGAGAUCCACCUUAACAGUCACAUGAUGGUGCACAACAAUGACAAGAAGUAUGAGUGCCUCUUGUGUCACAAACGUUUCACGAUGGAGAGCCACCUCAACAGCCACAUGCUUGUGCACAAUGAAAAAAUCUACAAGUGUGACAUAUGCGGCAAACGAUUUAACAUGGAAAGUCACUUGAACAGCCACAUCCUUGUCCACAGUGUGGAAAAGAACUUUGAGUGUGAACUGUGUGACAAGAAGUUUGCCAUGGAAAAUCACCUGAAUAGUCACAUGCUGGUACAUAGUGAGGAUAAAAAGUUUGAGUGUCAGUUAUGCGGUAAGCGUUUUAACAUGGAGUGCCACCUCACUAGCCAUAUGCUUGUUCACAGUGACGAGAGGAAGCACGAGUGCCAGAUCUGUGGGAAGAGGUUCAACAUGGAAAGUCACCUGAACAGUCACAUGCUUGUGCACAGUGAAAAGAAAUUUGAGUGUAUUUUGUGUGGGAAAAGGUUCCUCAUGGAGAGCCAUCUUAAUGGCCACAUGCUUGUCCACAAUGAAAAAAAGUUCGAGUGUGGUUUGUGCGGGAAACGAUUCUUGAUGGAGAGUCAUAUGAACAGUCACAUGCUCGUCCACAGCACCGACAAGGCCUACGAAUGUGAAACCUGUGGCAAGAGAUUCAAUUUAGAGGCUCACCUCAACAGCCAUAUGCUUGUGCAUAAUGAGGAAAAGAAUUUUGAAUGUAGUCUAUGUGGCAAACGUUUUGGGAUGGAAUGCCACCUUAACAGCCACAUGCUUAUUCACAAUGAAAAGAAGUUUGAGUGUGAAUUAUGUGGAAAAAGAUAUAACAUGGAAAGUCACCUGACAAGUCAUAUGAUGGUGCAUGGAGAGCGCAGGUUUGAAUGUGAGAUUUGCGGUAAGAGGUUCACUCAAGAAAUGCAUCUUAACAGCCACAGAUUUAUGCACACUGAGGAGAAAAAAUAUAUUUGCGAUCAGUGUGGGAAGCGCUUCGCCCAGGAAAGCCAUCUCAGGUGUCAUAAAUAUGUUCAUAGUGAUGAAAAGAGGUAUGCUUGUGAAGAGUGCGGCAAGCGCUUUACACAAGAAGCUUAUCUCCAUAGUCACAUGUUCAUGCAUAACAAGGUUAAGAAAUUUGAAUACCAAGAAUGGUCUAAACAUCCUGUCAACACAAAGUUCAUGCAUAAUGAUGAUAAAAGAUUUGAGUGUGAGGACUGUGGAAGGCGCUUCGCUCAUCAGAACCAUCUAAGCAGUCACAGGUUUGUCCACAGUGAAGAAAAACGAUUUGAGUGUGGUGAAUGUGGCAAGCGCUUCACACAGGAGAGCUACCUCACAAGCCAUAGUUAUGUGCAUAGCGAGGAGAAGAAGUUCCAGUGUGGAAAGUGUGGCAAAAGAUUUGCACAGGAGAGCCAUUUGAACAGCCACAGUUAUGUUCACAUGGAGAAGAAAACUUAUGAAUUUGAUAGCUGUGGGAAGCCCAUAAUCCCAGCACAGAAGGCUACCCAGAUGAAUGGCCAUAUUGUGGUGCAGGGGGAUGGUGACAAUGGAAAAAUAAUAUCCCAACAGCAGCUUCAAAACCCGUACGCCUACGCCCAGUGGGAACACGUGCGGACACUUUGGUCCUUGUAACAGCAUUGCCAACAAGAUCAGGCCCCUAUUGUUUUUGACAUGAAGGUUGAGUGUAGGCUCGCUCCCAGCAACAUUCUGACUCGGGAUUUCAUUUUCAGUGAUGUCCAUGUGGUGCCGAAGGGUAUAUCUAUUAUUAUAUGCCCAGCUAUUGUGUGUAACAGUAUUACCUAUCACACGGCAUCUCCUAAAGUGACAGUUCACUUCACGUUUCUGACACUAGUGGAAUUACAUAUUUAAACUUCUUGUAUGUACAUAUGCAAACACAGUUAUGGAUGAAAAUCUCUUCGAGUCAGGGGGAUCUCCCUAAUCCAGGCAUGAUGUAUUAGAUUGUAGCCAAGGACAUGAGUCAUAGGAAUGAGUGUCAUUGGCUAUGCAUUAUGAGUAAAGAGAAAUGUUCAAUUAUGGCUUAGUUAUGAUCUGCAUGACAAAAUAUUUGUCUGCAGGACUGUACUUGUGAGUACGUGAGGAGUAAAAAAGAAGGUCGUAUCACCUACGAUACAAGUGAAUUUCAAAAACCGUAAAAUGAGAUAAAGCUAUAUGAAUGACCUUAAAUGAUUUAAUAAUGAAGGUUCAAGUUUGUGCUUCUUUAAAAUAUUUGUUACUUGUUUGUGUUAAACGGUAAUGGUAUGACCUCAUUUUUACCCCAUGUAAUAUUUUAGCUGUAACUGAUCAGUGCAGGCUUGGCCGAGACUGAUGAUUUUUUUUAUAUAUAUACAGAUAUAAUUAAGUUGUAGACUAGGAGGACAUGUAUGUAGAUAUAUAUACAUAUACACAUAAACUCUCCAGGUGUUAGCAUGGUCGAAAGGGCAGACCAUAGGCCUUAAGGUUGGAGGCAGGAGAGGGAGUGUAGGUCUGGCAUAGGAUCAGUAAGGUCACGGGCAAGAUGGUGGAAUGUUGACGAGAUUGGCGACACACGGCAGAGUGAGAAGAGGGCAGCUGAUGACUGUUCAUGUGGAAGUACAGAUGAACUGCAUUUACCGUAAUAACUAUUGAUUUUAGUCUUUAUGUAUAUAGUCCUUCUAAAAGUGAAAUGUUUACGCUAUCAUGAGAACGAAUCUGGAACGAACAGGGCAGGAGUAUAAACUUUUUUUUUUUUUUUUUUUCUUUUUUUUCUUUUU